AUGCCUUCUCAUUACACACUGCACUCUCAAUACUCAGCUUCCCAAGCCAGCAUUGAAGUUGCCCCUAAUACCCGAAUGGAGAAGUCAACUGACUCUCAUGUUGAUGGAUCCAUCCUUAAACCUGGCCACUCAUUUAACAAUGUGAUACAGAUGAGAGCAGACAUACCUCAGUCUGGCACUGAGGUUGUGUCUGCUGGUGCUCUAAGCACUGAGGAUACCCCUAGUAGCUAUAAAACAUCUAUAGUCCCAAAUCCUGUCACAAAAGUUUUGGAUAACCCCUUUAUUAGUUCAAGUGAAUCAUCUGAUGAGUCUGAGGUGGACACAUCUUGUAAGACAGUCAAAUAUAGCCAUAAGAGGUUGAAGAGAGUGGCUAAGGUAUCAGCAGUGGAAAUUCCACUGCCUAAAGCUGACCUAGUUAAGGAAGCAGAGAAGCUCCUUACUGUGGAAGAAAAACAAUGUAUCCUUAAAAGGAGACACACCGAAAUGAAUGUGGAUUCCCAUAAAAUGACUGAAUCAUCUUAUGAGGAAGGGCCCUUCAACCUCAAAGGAAAGAGGGCAGAUCCCUGGAACUGGGGAAAUGUAAACUUGGAUGAAUCUAAGAUAUAUAUAGAGGCCCAGAAAGAGGCACUUGAGACCUGGACUCAUACCCACCAAUGGGCUAAGGGAGUUCAGCAAAAAGAACUGGUUAGUGAAGGCUCUGAUAAGGAAAACAAGAACAAGCAUAGUUUAAAACAUAAGCUUGAGAAGAGGGAUGACCCACCCACCAAGAAGGUGAAAAUCAAGACCUCCAAAAAGAAGAAAUCCAAAAGGGCAGGAAAGGAGUUGAGAGGUGCUAACACUAUUGAAGAAAUGAUCAAAAAAAAUAAGGAGAAAACCCUCUAA
Suillus bovinus is the source of this 882-nucleotide messenger RNA. RefSeq lists its product as uncharacterized. The coding region runs from base 1 to 882 and encodes 293 amino acids. The transcript has 3 exons. The record is from RefSeq and is a predicted model, not a curated record. Lineage: Eukaryota; Fungi; Basidiomycota; Agaricomycetes; Boletales; Suillaceae.